CUCCACGGCGAGCGAAUCAGCGGCAGUGGCAGAGCGUGCGCCCGAGAGGCCCCGUCACACCGCCGCCGCACGCCGAGCGCCGAGCGCCGUCCUCCACCGCCUCCACUCCACCUCGACGAGAACGCGCCCCGAGCCUCCCCAAGAACGCCGGAGCCAAGUCGGUGAAGCGCGGACUUUGAACCACCUGGGUUCGACUCCUCAACCUCCCGCUACCAGCCGCCUCUCCCCCCCCCCUCGAUGCAGAACCCCUCCAGCCUUGCGUGAUCCACAAAUCCCCCCCCCCCCCCGAGCGAGCUCACGAUGUCCGCAAUCGAAGGCCUGCGGGCGAACCUGCAGCAGCUGACGGCCAAGCUCCAGGGCGACCUCAAGCCGGCGCUGGAGGCGGCGGCGCUGAAGCUGAGGACGGCCGUCGAGGAGGCGUCGGUGGCCGCGUCGCGAGCCUCCGACACCGUCUCGGCGCAGCUCGAGGCCUGGCGCGGCCGCCUCGAGCUCAUGGUGCCCAACACCGUGGAUGCCCUCCACGCGCUGGCCCACAGGUACCCGGCCAUGCAGGCGCCCCUGGCCCGGCUGGAGGAGAAGGUGCCGCACCUCGACGUGGUGCUGCCGCUCGCGGCGGUGCUGCUGGCCGCGGCGCUGGUGGCGGUCGCGUACGGAAGGUUGCGCGGCGGCAAGAGGGGGCCGGCGGUGGAGACGACGUCGGGCCGGCCGGACGGGAAGAAGAAGAAGAAGAAGCAGGAGAAGAAGGCCGUCGCCGAGGAGGGCAACCUCCACCACGCGCCCCGGCAGAGCGCCGUGUCCUCGGGGUCAGGGGGAGGUCACCAACACCUCCAGAUGGACGCGGCCACGCUGGAGGCGCUGGCGGAGCGCCUCUACCGCGUGCUCAAGGUGGAGCCGUUCGUCGUGAAGGGCUCCAGGGACUGCGACGAGAGGCCGCCGCCGCCGCCGCCACCGCCGCCGGGCCGCGGGGUGGACGCGUCGCCCGCCGAGGGCGCCGUGAGCCCCGGCGUCAAGAAGAAGGAACGCAAAGAGAAGAAGUCGGGCCGCCACGUGGAGCACAAGGCCACCGAGGUCGCCAACGCGGCAGGCAAUCAUGAGAGAGCUGUGGAUGGGAGUGAUGGCGAGCUGAAGAACAGCGUGCACGCGGCGGAGGCAGACGGAGAGCACACGGUGGCUGAGGAUGGACACGGCAAGGACAGCCACGAAGAAUGAAUGUUAACUCCCAAUGAAGGCGUCUUCCCCAUCGGCAACAGCCCCUAUUCAUAGCCAGACCUGCAACUACCAAUGUCUGGGAGGCUCAACCAGGGCCACGAGUUCUUGAACAGGCUUCACCUGUCUCUGUCAGCACCGCCCUCUUGUCCAUAAGCACACCCACUCAGCAACUAGCCCCCGCCCACUGCAAAGUUAGCUCCACCCACUACUCAGGUAGCUCCUCCCACUGCUCCGGUAGCUCCUCUCACCACCCAGGUAGCUCCUCCCACUGCCCCGGUAGCUCCUCCCACUACUCAGGUAGCUCCUCUCACUACCCAGGUAGCUCCUCCCACUACCCAGGUAGCUCCUCCCACUGCCCCGGUAGCUCCGCCCACUACCCAGUGAGCUCCUCCCACUACUCAGGUAGCUCCUCCCACUACUCAGGUAGCUCUGUCCACUGCCCCUGUAGCUCCUCCCACUACUCAAGUGGUCCCGCCCACUGCUCAGGUAGCUCCUCCCACUGCUCAGGUAGCCCCGCCCACUGCUCAGGUUGCUCCUCCCACUGCUCAGGUAACCCCGCCCACUGCUCAGGUAGCUCCGCCCACUACUCUGGUGUUUCCACAGACGACUCAGCUCCACCGUCUACCCAGGAAGCUCUGCCCGUAUCACGAAUCCCUUAUCGUGGUGGGUGCCAUUAUGAACCCGCGGAGAACUGCCCUGACCAUAACCAGAACAUUUGGUAGCUUUAACCGGACCCCAAGCCACCCCCCUACACCGUGCACAUGGGACGGCGAGAUCAAGUCUUCGUCAGGGGUCACCCAUCACCAUCAUCACCAUCACCGUCGUCUCUCCCACCAUCGUGGCCACUCGUGGAAAGUCAACAGAGGUGGUCCUCUGGAGAAACUGGCACCUAUCAUGGGAAUGCGGAAUUCACGCCGCUGGUCCAGGGUCGCCAAUGGAGAUGAGUGUUUGCCGCAAGCUCCUUUGAGCGCUUUGAAUUUUUUGGAUAUUUAA
This is a messenger RNA of Lethenteron reissneri (Far Eastern brook lamprey), 2202 nucleotides long. RefSeq lists its product as uncharacterized. The record is from RefSeq and is a predicted model, not a curated record. Lineage: Eukaryota; Metazoa; Chordata; Hyperoartia; Petromyzontiformes; Petromyzontidae.